AUGUCAUCAGGAAACGAGAGUUCGGCAGUUGAGACAUGGUUGCGAAUCUCGGAGCCUCUGAGUGUGAAACGGGGUGCGGCAGUCCAGUCCAACCUCAACCUACGCCCGGGUAAUAGAUAUCGGUCUGCCAUCACUCCGUGUUACAAAACGGGGUGCUUCGAACCGGUGGUAAGUAGCGGCACGUGGAUCACUCCAAAUGCCCCGGUGUCUGGCCGCCUGAGUGUCAAUAUUACAGAGACCAAUGGGGAGAAUUCUUCCACAAUAAUGUUCAGCUGGGACGCCUUUAAGGACGCAGAUGUUCCUGCAUCCGUGUCAAGCCGUGUGAUUGGUCGGUACGAGUGGGCAGUGACAUCCGAUGCAGAGAGAAAAGAGCUGCUGUUGCCAUGGACUCCGAUAGAGCUCGACAACAAUGAUGAGGAACACCAUCAACACUCUGCCAGUGUUCCACAGCACAUCUUAGCUACCGGCUGUCCGAAGCUGGUUGUCCGUGGUAUCAACAAAGUGGGGUUACAGUCUUCAGUUGAAACUGACAUCAACGACUGCAGUAAAGACACCAUUGGGCCUCAGCACCUCGUCAUUGACGCUACAGGGCAUGUACUACUGGAGGAGAAUGCCUUAUGGACACGAGACGACGCAGACUACACAUCAUCACAGUCUACACUGUCGGCAGUGUGGCCAAGUCUGCGACAUGGACAGUACACAUGGGCCGUCAUAGAACAAACAACAGGCAUUAGUGACUACGGCAGUGUGUCUGGCAGCAGUCAGUUCCCAUACCCGUGCGCGCAUCCCCUCGCCAUAUCCUGUGGGAACACGACUGACGAGUACGUCAACGUCGACAAUCUGGCGCUCCAGCAAGGCAGGCGCUAUCACAUCUGCAUUCACGCUAACAGGACAACACAAGUGUUCGAGACAUUUUCCCAGGAGCUACCGGCCGUCUCUGCAUGUAGUGACGGCAUCACUGUAGACCGUACACCGCCGACUCCUGGAAGAGUGUGGAUCGAGAAUUCUGACGACAAGAGUUACCAGUCGUCAUCCUCGGAGAUUGUUGUACGGUGGGACCCGUUUGUGGACCUUGAAGAACACGGAACAUCUCGCCAUGUCUCCGGCAUCAGGACAUACCUGUGCGCCAUCGGCACCUCUCCUGGGGGCAUAGAUGUUCAAGAUUUCACAGAAGUCGGAAACAUCAACAGCGUCGUCGUCCACAACCUGGGUCUUAACAGUGGAAUCACAUACUAUGCAACAAUCAAAGGGGUUGAUUUCGUUGGUCUCUCGUCUAUUGCUGUAUCGGAUGGCGUGACUGUUGAUACAACACCUCCUGAGAAGAAUGACAAAGCGAUUGACAUCGGUGGUCUAUUCCUCCAAUCACUGGAUUCCAUCAGUGUCAGAUGGCCAGACGUGUUCUUCGACAAAGAGAGCGGAAUUGCCUCGUUCUACUGGGCAGUUGGGUCUGCUCCUGGCGUGGAUGACGUAGUGCGUUUAAAGGCUACAGAGAAUGUGGCUGGAGACUCAGAAAUAGAUCCUCCUCUGUUGGAAGGCCAUACUUACUAUGUAACAAUAAUGGCUGCGAACGGAGCUGGCCUUGUCAGCACCGCCAUUUCUCACGGCUACGUGGCUGAAACGUCCCCACCCGAGGCUGGGUUUGUCCACGAUGGACCAGCCGCGGACCCUCCAAACGACCUGGAUUACCAGACUGACAAGACAACCAUCAGUGCACACUGGGGAGGGUUCCAUGAUCCUCACACAGACAUCGUGAGUUACAAGUGGAGCAUCGGAACAUGUCCAAUGUGCAAAGAUGUCCUGGAAGACGUGGAUCUUGGGAUCAAAUCAGAUAUGUCAGCAUCCAACCUGCCGCUGGUUCCUGGUUUUACGUACUACGUGACGAUCACGGCGUGUAACGCUGCCCAACUGUGCACCACCGCUUCUUCUGACGGUGUUCUGAUGGACGACACGCCGCCUGUCGCAGGGACUGUGCGCGAUGGAGCCGCUGAUGUGGACGUCCAAUAUCAGCCGUCUACAUACCUACUGCGAGCCAGCUGGUUUGGGUUCCACGACGCCCAUUCACAACUGUCUCACUACGAGUGGCGGGCGGGAACAUCGUCUGGAGGCAGUGAUAUUUUACCUCCGUCACCGCUUCAUCUGUCAGAAACGGCUGUAGUUACUCUGACAACACCCAUGCCUGCAGACACCAAAAUCUACGUGACUGUCAAGGCGUUCAACAAAGUGGGGUUAUCGGUGGAGAGAAGUUCCGAUGGAUUCCUCAUUGAUGCCACCGCACCAACAGUGACUACACGCGCUGCAAUUGACCUGAGCUGGGGGUCACUGAAGGCUGAUACACAGGUGGUCAGAACACUUCUUAGAGUCAGUUGGCAGUUUGCUGACCCCGACUCUGGGAUAGAAUAUCACCUCCUGUCUGUAACUACUCACCAGGAAUCCCGUCACGACCUACCUACGAUAAAGGUCAGCGGAAAUGACCAGAGCUACACGUUCAGUAACAUGACAUUGCACGAUGGGAACCGCUACUCAGUGACAGUGGUCGCCUGUAACAGGGCAAAACUCUGCACAGAAUCCACCUCAACCGAGAUCAUGGUGGACGGCUCACCCCCAAAAGUUGGGACAUUCGCAGUAGGAACGGACCACGCCAUAGAUAAUCUGCGGCCUCAAAGUGGGUGGAUGACGUGGCAAAACAACGUCAACGGCAACCCUACACUUCUCCGCCUGGCUUGGCUGGGCUUCACUGACGUGCAUUCUGGAAUCGACAAGUAUCUGGUUUUCGUGGGAACCAACUUCGACGCAGACAACUUGAUUCCCAGCGGCCCGAUAGAGGUUGCCCCCAGUGACUCACCGUUGACAACCCUGGAAGGAGUGGUUCAUACCGCCGAGGUUCCUGUUGCCACAGCGUUGAGCAGUUCUUCGACAGUCCACAUCAAGAUUGUUGCUGUCAACGGGGUUGGCAUGAGAGCACCCGCUUCACAUGAAGCUUUCUCCCUCGUAUCAUCCGCCGCCGACAGAGGCUUUCUGUCCCUGGUAAGAAGAUGCCAGGCCCACACCUGCAUAGGACACUGUACAUGCGCAUCUCAAGAUCAACUAUGUACACCAACCCAACCCUGCAAUGACAUAACUACAGGCAAUCCAAAUACGCUGAUAAGUGUCUAUGAUGUCAUCGACCUGACGGAUGUCACCUCGGUAACUGAAGAGGACGACAUCGAUUACACACCUGCUGGAGACUUCCUGGCUGCCGCAUGGAAGGUUACAAGAAAUACAGGCCUCCCAAUUGAAAGAUACGAGUGGAGUGUAGGAAAAAAGAACCAGGCUGUGGGCAGUGGUGUAUUUGACCUUACGUCAGACAAAAUAUGGCACGAAGCAAACGGUGCUAACUACGGAUUCAUCCAUUUACCGGUUACAAAGGAUGGAGCCCACACCCUACGAGGAGCAGAGUAUGUGUCUUACGUCAGAGCAUGGUACUCACAGACAACAUACGCAGUCUUCUCAUCUGACGGAGUCAAGUUGGACAUCACACCUCCUAAGGUUCACGGCUCAAUUAAGGUUAAAGACUUACUGACUGCAUCUGCCACCGUAGACAUCGACUAUACCACUGACAGCACAGCUCUUGUUUGCGGCUGGGAUGGUGUGUUCUACGACACAGACAGCGGCAUCGAUAGUUAUGAAGUUGCCGUUGGCCUCGAACCGAAUGACGAAUCUGUAUCACCGUACGCGAGCAACAAACUCAGCGGCGCAACAACGACGCACCAACUGACCGGACUGACUCUGACUGAGGGAGUCAGGUACCACUGCAACAUCCGGGCAUUCAACAAAGUGCAGCUGUACAGCACAGCCUCGUCAGACGGUGUGAUCGUGGACACCAUAGUGCCAACGGCAGGCGUGGUCAUGGACGGUGUCGUUCUUCACGAUGUUGAGUACACAAAUGUUUCCACGUCCAUCGCUGCUUCCUGGCACGGCUUCUGGGACGCCGAGUCGUUUCUCCACCACUACAUGUGGUGCGUGGGAACCACCGCGGCUCCAAACGAGUGCUCCGUGCUGACUGCUACAGACGUGGGGCUGAGAACCGCUGUAAGGACUCAGCUGGAAACGGCGUUAGAUUCUGGUGUGAAGUAUUACUCCAAAGUGUACGCCGUUGACGCUGCCGGUUUGCAGUCAGCCGUCGCCAAGUCUGACGGAGUGACCAUCGACACCACAGCUCCAGUCCUAAUGGAAAAGUUGGAGGUCGGACAGAACAUUGUAGAAGAGUAUUCUUUCGAAGAAAUACCAAACCAACUACACGUGAAGUCGGGAGAAGUGCUAGACUUCACGUCACUCCCGUCCUUUACGUCCUCACACUGGACGGUUGAGGAAGGCUCAACCGCUGCGGUUUUGAACGCGUCUGCAGGGGAUCACGGGAGCAGUUUCCUGUACCUAGCUGGUUCCAUCUCACAGCUGCUUAGCACAACCACAGGCAGCAAGUACCGAAUGUCGUUAUCAUUCAACCACAACCCCUUCGUAAAGAACAAACGAUCAGACGAAGAAGUCCUGAUACAAGCUCCUGGGGUCAGCAAGAUCGUUCAACUGUACCACCGACCUGGCCGACAUGAUGCACAGAGUGAGGACCGGUGGCAAAAAGCCACGUUGUUCUUCACGGCAACGAGCGGGUCGUCCGCCAUUUCUAUAGCAACGCCGGGAAGAACGAGGGGGGUCCUCAUUGACAACGUGGACGUUCGGCUGUGCAAUGAGAUGGAAGUUGGGGAGGGAAUGAGCAGCAAUAACAGCGUUCAUGUCGAACUGGAGAUCAUCCAUGGGUUAUCUUCAGUGUUCGCAAGCUGGGGAUUUGUGGACAUGGACAGUCCCAUUGUUGACUACAUGUGGGCUAUAGGCACAGUACAAGGAGGAACCCAACUGCAAACCUUCCGCUCUGCUGGCACCAGUGACCAAGCAGUCAACAGUAACUUGACCCUAACCCAAGGAUCAUACGUCCACGUAACUGUCGUGGCCGUCAACGCAGCUGGUCUACGCAGCGUGGUGCAUUCAGAACCGGCCAUGGUGGACAAAACACCCCCGGUCAUAUCCUUCAUUUGGGAUGGCUUGUCUGACAUGGAUGUCGACUACCAAAGGGACAACGUCAUUUCUGCACGCUGGGACGCUACAGAUCCAGAAAGCGGAAUCAGCAGGAUCGAGUGGGCAAUAGGCUUGGAGCCCGGCUCGGCUUCCAUCAGUGAUUACACUGUGGUUGAAGCCUCAGGCAGUGCUUCAAAGUCGGUGAGCAGUCUCGUCCAUGGACAGACAGUCUUCGUCACCGUGAGAUGCCACAACAACGUGGGUCUGCACUCCACCAUGUCGUCCGACGGCGUGACCAUCGUGAAGACCCCGCCCAGCACGGCGGCAGCUCAGCUGAGUGUGGUGACCCGCUCGGAGACACAGUAUCCCACACGAGGCAAUCACCAGUCCCAAACCGACACCCUGCUGUUGUCAUGGGGCGGAUUCAUGGACACAACUGGCAUUCUGGCUUACCAGUAUGCCCUAGAGGGACCGGGUGUGGAUAACUCAGCCUGGUACAACCUGAGCCCCUAUGGAGACACCAGUACUCUCCUUGGCCUUGACCUUCAGCCAGACUCCAGCUACAAGGUGUUUCUCCGCGCAGUCAACAAUGUACAGAUGGAGAGUGCCUCACUCCAGGCUGAUGUCCAGAUCACCAGCACCAGCCCGUCUUUGUCAGGGGAGUCGAAUGUGACCCACAGUUGGGAGGAUGACUCGACUGUGAUGAUAGACUGGGAACGAGUCUUCGAUGCCGAGACUGACCUUGUGUACGAGAUCACCAUCGGGACAACCCUGGGCGGAAAUGACGUACAACAGUGGGUGGAGACCGUGGAAACCAGCAUCACAGUUGGCCCACUGGAUGCUUCUAAGCACUAUUUUGGAACCAUCACUGCCAUAAACCAAGCCGGGCGGUAUGAAAAUGUAGUCUUUGACUUCAUUCGCUAAACAGCGAGAGCAAAUUUCAAGCAAGAGCACAAUUUGUUACACCGUUGUAUGAGAAAUAUAACGCACAUAUGGAUAAUUAAGACUAGUUCCCCUUAAUUUUGUUCUUCAUGGUGUUAGAUAACAUUGUAAAAGAUUAUAGGUUUAUGAUUUAGCAACGUAGGUUUAUGUCGUUACUAAUAAUAUAUGUUUAUAUUUAACCAAUGCCCAUGACCUAUGGCAAUGCUUAUAGAUACUGCAGUGCAGAAACUG
Branchiostoma belcheri (Belcher's lancelet) is the source of this 6219-nucleotide messenger RNA. RefSeq lists its product as uncharacterized. Gene Ontology annotation, molecular function: protein binding. The record is from RefSeq and is a predicted model, not a curated record. The transcript has 27 exons. Bases 1 to 5970 code for a protein of 1989 amino acids. Lineage: Eukaryota; Metazoa; Chordata; Leptocardii; Amphioxiformes; Branchiostomatidae.